This is a messenger RNA of Zophobas morio, 781 nucleotides long. RefSeq lists its product as uncharacterized. The transcript has 8 exons. The record is from RefSeq and is a predicted model, not a curated record. NCBI's taxonomy places the organism in Eukaryota, Metazoa, Arthropoda, Insecta, Coleoptera, Tenebrionidae. Gene Ontology annotation, molecular function: protein binding. The coding region runs from base 17 to 769 and encodes 250 amino acids.
ACCAACUAAAGCAACCAUGCUGGGCAGACGCACUUUUUCUCUUAAAGUGAGACGUCUAAACGAAAAUAAAAGUUUCUUUUUCGAUAAAGAUACAGCCGAGUGGUCUCACGUUUCUAAAGCGAUAAAGAAGGCUUAUUCCCUGGAGCAACUGCCUGUUAUUAGGUUCGAGUUAGCUGAGGACAAUUCUUCUUUAGUUUUUAGUGAUGGGGGAUUCCAAGAAGUGUUAAAGAAUUGCGAAGAGCAGCCUCUUCAAAGUACACUCGUUCUGGAGAAUUAUGAAGGUAGUGAACAGAAUGGCGAUUUCACUGCAGAAAUAACUUCGGAAGGUUUACUGGAAGAUUUUUCUUCCUCUGAAAUUAUGCAAAUGCUCCGGGAUAUCGCCCUUUAUAUAGCUGCUCGUGAUGAAAAAGAAUUUCUAGUUAAAAAAACUCAAACUAAAAGGCUGAUCACUAGUAAUUGCCGAAAAAAUAAUUUAGAGGAAGACGCCAUAUCGACCGAAGUUGGCCAGUGGAGCGAAUCGCAAGUUUCUGAGUGGUUACAAGCAAGCGGGCUGAAGUUUUUCUCAAGCUUGUUUUUGGAAAAUUCCAUUAACGGCAGUGCGCUACUAAAUAUCGAUGAUGCAACGCUGAUAUCCAUGGGAAUAUCGCAAGCAGCGAAGCGAUGGAAAAUCAUUAAGGCGGUCGCCGCACUGAAGAUUGCGCAGACGCUUCCCAGCGAGUGUGUUUCUCCUUCCCUUCAACGCCUGAUCAGCACUCAAUUGCAUAGUUGAUAAGGAGGAAAU